AUGACACCCCUCUACCUCGUCAUCAAAACCCAAACCACUCACGACGCCAAACCGAACUACGCCGCGACCUCGCUCGUCCCCUCAGGCCUCCCCUUCCCGGCCGCCCACACACCCUCCCCCUUCAACCCCAUUCGCAGCCACCACAUCGCGCGCAACAUCCCGCACACCACCGCCGACGUGACGGAGAACUACGACGUCCGCAUCUCCUGGGAGCAUGACACCUCCGCCUGCGUGUCCGUCGUUGCGUCCAGCAACGACAAAGAAGCCGCCGGCAUCGUCAUGCACGAAGCCGUGGACGUGUUCGUGGCCGAGGCCGCGGCGGAGCUUGCGAGGGGUGAGGAACACGUGAAGAGGCGGACCAAGACAACGUAUGACGGGGAGUACGAUCUUGUGUUUGCCGCCGGGAUGAGGACAGGGAAAGGGGGAAAUGUGGGUUUUGAGAUGUUCUGUGUGGAGAUUGCGCCGGGGGUGGGACUGCGGUAUGGAGUGUAUGCGGGCGUGGAUAGGGGUGAGGAGAGGGAGGGGGUGGAGAUGGGGGAUGCGUUGUUUUGA
Messenger RNA from Paraphaeosphaeria sporulosa, 552 nucleotides. RefSeq lists its product as uncharacterized. The coding region runs from base 1 to 552 and encodes 183 amino acids. The record is from RefSeq and is a predicted model, not a curated record. NCBI's taxonomy places the organism in Eukaryota, Fungi, Ascomycota, Dothideomycetes, Pleosporales, Didymosphaeriaceae. The transcript has a single exon.